GGGGACUCCAGUCUACGAGAAUCUGCUUCUUGAAUGUUCAGUUACGCGCGAGGUGUGUCCUGUGUGUCCAUAUGAAACUCACCACUGCGACCAUCAGGUGCAUUAAGAACGGGACCGGUAGAAACGCGCUUCCAGUAUACUUAGAGGCAACGCAAUGAAGGGAUACAGCAGCACGAGCAGCUGUAGGGAAAAUUACGCUUACUGAUCUGUCUCUUUGAAAGAGAAGACUAAGAAAAAAGGCGAGGGACAGAAGAACUUGGACUGCGGGAGAGAAUAACAUCGCAUGGGGCCAUGAGCGGUGCAGACCCCGCAGCGAACAAACUGUUGAGUUUCAACCAACGCUCAGCGUCAGAGGAUCUUGGGUGCCGGAGAGGAGAGUUCAGCCGGAAACACUAUGGAUCAGUUGAACUGCUCAUCUCCAGUGAUGCAGACGGGGCCAUACAGAGAGCUGGGCGAUUCAGAGUGGAGAACGGUUCAAUAGAUGAGGCCUCUGACUACAUGCCUGGAACAUGGAGGCGAACUGACGUCCAUUUGGAGAACCCAGAGUAUCACACCAGAUGGUACUUCAAGUACUUCCUGGGAAAAGUUCAUCAAAACUACGUGGGGACAGAUGCAGAGAAGAAUCCCUUCUUCCUGUCUGUGGUUCUGUCAGACCAGAACAACCAGAGGGUCCCACAGUAUCGAGCCAUCCUGUGGCGCAAGAUGGGUACUCUAAAAAUCAGCCUUCCAUACAGUCCAACAAAAACACUAUCAGUCAAAUCUAUAUUAAGUGCCAUGAACGUGGAUCGUUUUGAAAAGGGCCCAAGGGAAAUCCUUAACCCAGAGAUUCAGAAGGACUUACUGGUGCUGGAGGAACAAGAGGGCAGUGUAAACUUUAAAUUUGGUGUUCUUUAUGCCAAAGAUGGACAAUUGACAGAUGAUGAAAUGUUCAGCAAUGAAUCAGGAAGUGAGAAUUUUAAUAUAUUUCUGAAUCUCCUUGGUGACACGAUCUGUCUGCAGGGCUGGGCAGGGUAUCGAGGAGGACUGGACACUAAGAACGACACUACAGGAAUAAAUUCUAUCUACACAGUCUAUCAGGGUCAUGAGCUCAUGUUCCAUGUUUCCACCAUGUUACCUUAUUCUAAAGAGAACAAGCAACAGGUAGAGAGGAAGAGACAUAUUGGGAACGACAUUGUGACCAUUGUGUUUCAGGAGGGAGAUGACGCCUCUCCGUCCUUCAAACCCUCUAUGAUUCGCUCCCAUUUCACACAUAUUUUUGCCUUAGUUCGAUAUAAUAGCCAGAAUGAUAGUUACAGGUUGAAGAUUUUCUCAGAGGAGAGCGUGCCGCUGUUUGGCCCACCGCUCCCUUCCCCUCCAGUGUUCACAGACCACCAGGAGUUCAGGGACUUUUUACUAGUUAAAUUAAUAAAUGGAGAAAAAGCCACUCUCGAGACCCCCACUUUUGCUCAGAAACGUCAGCGCACACUGGACAUGCUGAUCAGAUCCUUGUACCAGGAUCUCAUGCCUGACAUGCCCAAGGUUCCCUUCUCUCCGCAGAACAUGCUGAACCGACGCUCAUUCAGCGACGUACUGCCAGAGUCACCCAAAUCCGCCCGUAAAAAAGAAGAGGCACGCCAGGCUGAGUUUGUUCGAGUGGGACAGGCCUUGAAGCUGAAAACUAUAGUUCGAGGGGAUGCACCCACCAGUUUAGUCACUACUGGUCUUUGCAGGAAAGAGCCAUGGGAGUCACAGUCAUUCUGCAGUAGCUUCCCGUAUGAUAUAGUCUGUGGAGAUUCGUGGGGACAGUCAUUACUGGUCGCCACAGAUUCAGCAGGGGUCAUGCUGCUGGAGGCCUCAGAUCCACUGUUCUCCAAUGCAGAUUCACCAACCCUGCCUCCGGUGCAGGUAUUUGACAAAACCUUGACUGUCAAACAAAUGCACGUGCUUGAACCUCAGGACCUCCUCAUUGCAAGAGCAGAUAAGGGGAAAGAUGCUCGACUGUAUGUUUACAGACUGAGCUCUCUCAAACGCGGGAUAGAGGAGCGGCAGCUUGUCCGCACCAAGUGUGACAGUCGAGAGAACAAGCUUGAGAAAACCAAAGGCUGCCAUCUCUACUCCAUAAACACGCAUCAUGGGGUGGAGCUCAGAAUCGUUGCGGCGAUAAGAAACAAGCUCCUCCUGAUCACCAGGAAACAGUCACGCCUCGAUUGCCUUGGCUCUAUCGCUACAGUCACAGGGACUACUGACUCACCUGUGGAAGAGUUCCAGUACAUACGGGAGAUCUGCUUAUGUGACUCGCCGGUGGUCAUGGCCCUGGUUGAUGGCCCAACAGGAGAGAAUGAUCACAUGAUCUGUGUGGCCUACAGACAUCAGUUUGACUUGAUCAAUGAGAGUACAGGAGACGCUUACAGACUACACCAUGUAGACUCCAACCGGGUGAACUUUGUUGCUGCCAUAGAUGUGUAUGAAGAUGGAGAGGCUGGACUUCUUCUUUGCUAUAACAAUAUCUGCGUCUAUAAGAAGGUGUGUCCGUUUAACGGAGCAACACCCAUGAUUCAGCCCAAUACUUCAGACUUCCAUUUCAGCUGGAACCAAAUGCCAAACGCUAUUGUGUGUGCGUUCCCGUAUAUCCUUGCAUUCACUACUGACUCCAUAGAGAUUCGACUAGUCGUUAAUGGCAACCUAGUAUAUACAGCUGUCGUUCCAGAAUUGCAACUGACUGCGUCCAGAUCUGAUAUCUAUUUCAUCUCGUCAGCACCUAUAAACUCUGCCUCCAACUGUAGCUCCAGAGACACUAGUUCCCAGAGUUCCCCUCAGACUCCAACUGGCUACGAGAUGCCUGUCUUCCCUUCGCCGCUUGGAGAUGAUUGUAUUCGGAUCCCCUACGGCACCAAGCUAUCCCUCUACAUGUCUAAAGACUCUGAAGGUGAAGCUCCCUCAAAACACAUCUAUAAGAUCCCAUUGAGCAACCUAGUUGGCCGGAGCAUAGAGAGGCCCCUCAAGUCUCCGUUGGUCAAUAAAGUGCUCACGGCACCUGCCUCCAGUGUGAUCGGCCCCACUCCCAUGAUCGCAAGCACAACCUCCCUCUCGCUGUCUCGCAUGGAGAUCAAAGAGAUCGCCAGCCGGACACGGAAAGAACUGCUGGGUUUGACUGAGGAACCCAGCAGUAAGGCUGAUGGUAACUCAGUGAAACAGAGAAAAAUUAGCAAGAAAACCAAGGAGGAAGAACAGAGAACAGCAGAGAUAAGCACCACUGAGCAAGUGGGAAUGGAGUCUGUAGAUGCAGAAACUGAUGUCCAUCGGCUUUGCUCAUCUGGCUCUGAGGUGGAGCCACAAGAUGAUAGCCCUCCCACGGCCAGCCCUUUUACCUUCUCCACAUCUUUUGAGGAGGAUAUUCUGGACCUUAAGUGAUGACAAUCACAGUCUGUGGAUCAAAGUGCACCUCUCACCUUACACAUCCUACUACCUUUUACUUUAUAUCAUUCUUAUUUGCCAUGUUACGUUGCAUUUUGUGUUUUCCUCAG
Sinocyclocheilus anshuiensis is the source of this 3503-nucleotide messenger RNA. Its product is annotated as GTPase-activating Rap/Ran-GAP domain-like protein 3. The transcript is spliced from 31 exons. NCBI's taxonomy places the organism in Eukaryota, Metazoa, Chordata, Actinopteri, Cypriniformes, Cyprinidae. Gene Ontology annotation, biological process: regulation of small GTPase mediated signal transduction. The coding region runs from base 292 to 3390 and encodes 1032 amino acids. Gene Ontology annotation, molecular function: GTPase activator activity. The record is from RefSeq and is a predicted model, not a curated record.